AUGGUUGUGUGCGAAUCAUCAGAAUUCGGUUAUAAAAAUGGAAUCUAUGCUGGUAAUUUAUUCAUAACAAAAGAUGGUCAAUUUAAACAACGUGAUUGGAAUAUACGUCGUGGCGGACGUUCAUCACCGGAAACCUUAACUAUUUUCGGUUUACCAAAUUAUGAAACAAAAAUAAUCUUACAUUUAUCUGAUUUUGGACUUGAUGGGAAAAUGACUAAACUUGAAUUAUUUAGAAUUCAUACACGUAUUUGUGAAUGUCUCGCACAAGACUAUGGGAUGUACAUAUUUUCUUCGGGUUAUAGUUAUUGUUGCAAAGAUAAUGAUAAUGGAGAUUUUCUGAAAUUUAACGUACUUGUUCAUCCAAAAUGGUUGGUUACAAUCGAUCGACAUGGACAAAAGCAAAAACUAGCUCGAGAUGAACAUCGUAAUAAGGUGACUGAAUUUGUGCGAGAUACGGCUACUAAAAUUCUCCGUCAAACAAUCAUGUAA
Molecule: messenger RNA, 489 nt
Organism: Rotaria sordida
Lineage: Eukaryota; Metazoa; Rotifera; Eurotatoria; Philodinida; Philodinidae
Source: the annotation of a GenBank genome assembly